AUGUCUCAGAAGUAUGAUUUAAGUCUCAUUAAAGAAGUAGCUCCAAAUACGUAUGAAAUUCCAAUUGGAUUUGUUCCAAAUAUGAAAGUCCCUGGACGUUUCUUUGCCUCUCCAGAGAUUUUUCAACUUGCAAUAAAAGAAGUUGAAGAAUGGAACGAAAACCAAAAAUCUGGACUUCCUUCUAUCUUACAAGUUGCCCACGUUUCAACAUUACCAGGAAUUGCGAAGUAUUCUUUAGCCAUGCCAGAUAUGCACAGUGGAUACGGAUUUUCAAUAGGUGGUGUAGCUGCUUUUGACUUAUCCGAUCUUGAAUCAAUUGUUUCUCCUGGUGGAGUAGGCUACGAUAUUAACUGUGGAGUAAGAUGUCUCGUUACUAACCUAAGUUACACCGAUAUCGAGCCAAAAAUCGAUGAAUUGGUUGACGAAAUCUACAAGAAUGUUCCUUGUGGUGUUUGCGGAAAGAAACAAGACUUUAUUAAAAUGUCUGAUCUUAAUCACAUUCUUGUUAAAGGUGCAAAGUGGGCUGUCGAGAACUUUUACGGUGUACAAGAAGAUCUCGAUAAUUGUGAAGAAAAUGGAUGCAUGCCUGGAGCAGAUCUCAAAUUAAUUUCCCAAAAAGUCAAAGGAUCCGGAAUAAAUCAACUCGGAACACUUGGAUCAGGAAAUCAUUACGUUGAAAUACAAAGAAUUCAAGAAAUUUACGAUGAAAGUGCCGCUCAAAUCUUAAAUCUCAAGAAAGACCAAAUUGUCAUCAUGAUACAUUGCGGAAGUCGCAAUAUUGGUAAGAGACUUGCCACAGAAUACAUAAAUCAAAUGAUAGAAGAGAACCCAGACGAAGUUGCAAAAUUACCCGACUCCCAGCUCGUUUCUUCAGCUGCAAGUAGCAAGACUGGAGCUGCCUACAUCUCAGCGAUGGCCUGCGCUGCUAAUUUCGCUUGGUGCAACAGACAAAUUAUUACUCAUUUUGUUAGAGAGUCAUUUAAGAAAGUUCUUGGCAGAAAUGAUCUUAAAGUCGACCUAUUAUACGAUGUUGCCCAUAAUAUUGCCAAAAUAGAGAAGCACAUCGUUGAUGGAGUCGAAAAAGAAUUUAUUGUACAUAGAAAAGGCGCCACACGCUCAUUUGGACCAAACAGACCUGAAAUACCAUCAAAAUACAGACCGAUUGGCCAGCCAGUACUAAUUGGAGGCUCAAUGGGAACUGCAUCUUAUAUUCUUCUAGGAACCGACGGCGCCAUGGAGAAAACCUUUGGCUCCACAUGCCACGGAGCAGGAAGAACUCUCUCAAGAUCGAAAGCAAGUAGAGAUAUAACUGAAGAACACGUAAAAGAAGAAUUAGAAGAAAAAGGAGUAAAAUACAGGGCAGCAGGUAAUAAAACAUUGCUUGAGGAAGCCCCAGAAGUGUAUAAAGAUAUCGACGAAGUCAUAGAUAUUUGCGAAACAACUGGAAUUUCCAAGAAAGUUGCAAGGACUGUUCCUCUUGGCGUAAUUAAAGGUUAA
Messenger RNA from Trichomonas vaginalis G3, 1497 nucleotides. Its product is annotated as RNA ligase (ATP) protein. Gene Ontology annotation, molecular function: RNA ligase (ATP) activity. The coding region runs from base 1 to 1497 and encodes 498 amino acids. The transcript has a single exon. Gene Ontology annotation, biological process: tRNA splicing, via endonucleolytic cleavage and ligation. Lineage: Eukaryota; Parabasalia; Trichomonadida; Trichomonadidae. The record is from RefSeq and is a predicted model, not a curated record. Gene Ontology annotation, cellular component: tRNA-splicing ligase complex; nucleus.